This is a messenger RNA of Hyphopichia burtonii NRRL Y-1933, 1134 nucleotides long. RefSeq lists its product as uncharacterized. NCBI's taxonomy places the organism in Eukaryota, Fungi, Ascomycota, Pichiomycetes, Serinales, Debaryomycetaceae. The record is from RefSeq and is a predicted model, not a curated record. The coding region runs from base 1 to 1134 and encodes 377 amino acids. The transcript has a single exon.
AUGAAGUUCCAGGCCAUUACUUUGAAGUCAUUGCUAUUGACAUUGUCCUUGAAUAUACUUGUUCAUGGCCUUGUGUUACAAAAGAGAGAUCCAAAUCAAAUUGUGCAGGCUGACAGUUCUCUUGAAGAUGCUGAUGCAACUUUUCUACUUAUGGGAGAAAACAAGAGGACCGUUAGCACUUUGAAACCUUCUAUGGAUGAUGAUGACGAUUGUGAUGAUUAUAAAGAUGAUCUGUGUGAUGAAGAUGCCAGGGACGACCUGUGUGAAGAAAGUGAUGAAGACUCUUGCGACGAAAAAGAUGAUGAGUAUGGAUUCUACGCUCUUGCUGUGAACAGUGAGGUUAAUUCGACAAGAUUUCACCAUGCUAAAAGGCAUAAAGCUCAUAAAGCUAUUAGUGAAACUACAAAUCGUACUCUCCAUACUGGUUUUGCUAGUAAUUUGAUUUCACGUGUUAUCGAAGAAAAUCAGAACUCUGAAAUUCAAGACGUGCAAGACGAAUCUGCUCUUGCCCUUCUAUGGUUUAAGUUGGCCAGUCUUGUUUUACCCUACAAACAAACUACAUCCAAGAUUAAACAACAAUUUAAAGAACACAAAAAGACUAGUUUGAGCAAAGCUAACUCAUUAUCGGAUAAAAUAAAAAUUAAACAAAGGAAUCUUAUUCAAAAAAAUGAAUUGGGUCAUAAUGAUAUUCUUGAUUUGGUUACAACAAAACAAGUUCCAUCAAUUUCAGUUCUCAAUGCUUCUACUUUAUUACAAGAAAAAGAAAAGUCCCCAGAAGUCAACUUGACCGGUCUUCUCAGUCGUUUAUUUGGAAACGGGGAUGACGAUUAUGAAGAUUGUGAUGAUGUCUCAGCAGAUGACGAUGAUUGUGAUGACAGCGAGGAUUACGAUGAUGAUUGUGAUGAUAGAUAUACUUAUGAGGACCCUUGUGAUUUUUACGAAACGUCAUUCAAUGGAUCUUCUAAUAAAACACUGAUUGUACACCAUCAUAAACACAAUCACUCAAUUUCUAAAUUUGGGAUAGGAAAUUUAUCCAACGCGUCUUCCCUUUCAGAAUUCGAAUCCGGUGCCAUUACACUUAAAAUCAACCCGAUUUCGAUCAUUUUUACUAUUCUUGCCAUCUCAUUCUCAUGA